This is a messenger RNA of Raphanus sativus (radish), 1567 nucleotides long. Its product is annotated as voltage-dependent chloride channel 1, chloroplastic. NCBI's taxonomy places the organism in Eukaryota, Viridiplantae, Streptophyta, Magnoliopsida, Brassicales, Brassicaceae. The record is from RefSeq and is a predicted model, not a curated record. Gene Ontology annotation, biological process: regulation of photosynthesis, light reaction. Gene Ontology annotation, molecular function: voltage-gated chloride channel activity. The coding region runs from base 101 to 1321 and encodes 406 amino acids. The transcript is spliced from 4 exons.
UAUCACUUGUUCACCUCUCUCCUCACGCACCUCACGUCUCACUUUCAUCACUGUUCCCUCUGUAUCAUCUCAAAAUCUCCACCAAAACCCUAAACCCCUGAUGAUGUAUCAUCAGGCCAUGAAUCUAUCCCUUUCUUGCGAGUCACGGUUCCCUAUAUUCUCCACCAAAUUCCGCAAAACCAUCCAUCUCAAGCCUCUCCGCGUGUCAUCAGGCCCUGAAUCCAGAGACUCAGGUACCAAAACGCUAACGGAUAAGCUGAUCUUGAUCCUCAGAACCGUACCAGACUGGGCAGACGAGAUCAAAGAGCGUGGGAUGCAGCAGAAACGAACUCUCUACACACACGAGAAAUGGGUCGAGCACAGAAGCUCUCUCCGCCACGUGCGUCACUUAGUCUCCUCCUUCUCUUCGCGCGUUAUACUCUCUUUGAUCCCUCCUGUCUUCUUCUUCACAUCCGUGGCCGUCGUGAUAGCGAGCUACAACUCCGCAGUGGCUUUGGAAUGGCUCCCUGGUGUCUUCCCCAUCCUCAGAUCCUCCUCUCUGCCGUACCAGCUCACUGCUCCUGCUUUGGCUCUGCUUCUCGUGUUCCGCACGGAAGCUUCGUAUUCUAGGUAUGAAGAAGGGAGGAAAGCUUGGGUUAGGAUCAUUGCCGGAACUGAUGAUUUAGCUAGGCAAGUGAUUUGUUCUGUUGAUGGGUCUGGGUCUGGUGAUGAGUUGGUCAUCAAAGACUUGCUUCUUCGUUACAUUGCAGCUUUCCCUGUGGCUCUUAAGUGUCAUGUGAUUUAUGGUUCAGAUAUUGCAAGAGAUCUACGGAACUUGGUUGAAGCAGAUGACUUGUCUCUGAUUCUAGAGUCAAAGCAUCGUCCACGUUGUGUAAUAGAGUUCAUUUCUCAGAGCAUUCAGCUGCUGAAACUAGACGAUACAAAGAGAGAUCUGUUGGAAUCAAAGAUGUUGCAUCUACAUGAAGGUAUUGGAGUGUGUGAACAGCUAAUGGGCAUUCCGAUUCCUCUGUCUUACACACGCUUGACCUCGAGGUUUUUAGUCUUUUGGCAUCUGACUCUCCCUAUCAUUCUCUGGGAUGAAUGUCACUGGAUUGUUGUCCCUGCUACUUUCAUCAGCGCUGCAUCUCUCUUCUGCAUUGAAGAAGUGGGUGUUCUUAUAGAAGAGCCAUUUCCUAUGCUGGCAUUAGACGAGCUUUGUGAUCUUGUGCAUAGUAACAUCCAAGAAGCUGUUAAAUCUGAGACUAUCAUACGUAACCGGAUCCUGGCAAAGAUAAAGCUCCAUGAGUUCAAGCAUUCACCAAACGGCCGGCAUAGAUCUUGAAUAUCCCACUGUUGUCAGUGAUGACAAUCUGCUGCAUUUUGUCUACCUUAAAGAGGGGUUUGGAGUAUGUGAUGGCUUAGGCUUAGCUUUGAUAAUAUAUACAUAUUGUAUAGUAUAGAAACACUUUAUACGAGUUGCUAGGGAAACUAUUUGCCUUUGAUGUUUGUAUAUAUGCAUACAGUUUCUGUUGAAGACCCAUUUGGUUCUUCAUUGUUUCAAUAUAGGAGCAUAUUACAUUGUUGUCAA